This is a messenger RNA of Aspergillus wentii DTO 134E9, 1152 nucleotides long. Its product is annotated as CaiB/BaiF CoA transferase family protein. Lineage: Eukaryota; Fungi; Ascomycota; Eurotiomycetes; Eurotiales; Aspergillaceae. The transcript has a single exon. Gene Ontology annotation, molecular function: catalytic activity. The record is from RefSeq and is a predicted model, not a curated record. Bases 1 to 1152 code for a protein of 383 amino acids.
AUGUCAACUGCCCGAAAACCCCUCUCUGGCAUCACCGUCGUCAGCCUCGAACAAGCCAUCUCCGCCCCCUUCGCGACCCGCCAACUCGCCGACCAAGGCGCACGAGUCAUCAAGAUCGAGCGGCCCGGCGUCGGUGAUUUCGCACGCAACUACGACACCCGCGUGAACGGGCUCGCCUCGCAUUUCAUCUGGACGAACCGAUCCAAGGAGUCUCUCGCGUUGGACGUGAAGAAGCCAUCCGACCAUGCGGUGUUGAUGAAGUUGCUGGAAAAGGCGGACGUGCUGGUGCAAAAUCUUGCACCGGGGGCGAGUACCCGACUGGGACUGUCUCAUGAGGCGUUGAAAGAGAAACAUCCUGGUUUGAUUGUGUGUAAUAUCUCCGGUUUUGGGCCGGAGGGACCGUAUCGGGAUAAGAAGGCGUAUGAUCUGCUCAUCCAGAGCGAGGCGGGGAUGCUCUCCGUGACAGGGACUGGGAAGGAACCAGCCAAAGUGGGUAUCUCGAUUGCAGACAUCUGCGCGGGAAGUUAUGCAUACUCGUCUAUCCUGGCCGCGUUGUUCGAGAGGAAGACGACGGAAAAGGGAUGCAAUAUUGACAUUUCCAUGCUGGAGAGUAUGGUCGAGUGGAUGGGUUUCCCGAUGUACUAUACAUACGAGAACGCACCAGGGCCAACACCAGCCGGCGCAUCGCAUGCAGCCAUCUAUCCGUACGGACCGUUUGAGACGGGCGACGGCAAGUCGGUGAUGCUGGGGAUCCAGAACGAGCGGGAAUGGGCCAACUUUUGUGAGAAGGUGUUGAGAAAUAGUGAGGUUACGACGGAUGAGCGGUUUGUGAAUAACAGUCUGCGGGUGAAGAAUCGGGAUGCGUUGAGGGGGGUGAUUGUGCAGGCUUUCUCUCAUCUUACGGCGGACGAGGCGAUUGCGCUGCUGGAUGCAGCGUCCAUCGCCAAUGCUAGUGUGAAUGAUAUGCAGGGCGUGUGGAAUCAUCCCCAGCUCAAGGCGAGAGAUCGCUGGACGGAGGUGAAGACGCCAGCUGGUGUUGUUCCUGCAUUGCUGCCGCCGGGGAUGAAUGCGGGUGAAGCCAGGAUGGAUGCGGUGCCUGCGUUGGGCGAGCAUAAUGAAGCUAUCUUGAAAGAACUGGGAUUGACUAAAUAG